Molecule: messenger RNA, 3641 nt
Organism: Schistocerca nitens (vagrant locust)
Lineage: Eukaryota; Metazoa; Arthropoda; Insecta; Orthoptera; Acrididae
Product: zinc finger protein 532-like
Exons: 4
Coding region: 250-3201 (983 amino acids)
Source: RefSeq, a predicted model, not a curated record
AAUGUCGUUCCGUUCGGAAAGACGAAAAGCAUUGUGGGACGACGUGAAAUUUAUUUCUGUAGGAUUUAAAACUAAAUAAUAUCAUACACACAAGACUCUGAAAACAAUAAACAGCAACUUUUUUUACACUGUGAGACGAUCUAAUUACCUGUGUCUGAUACUCGACACUGCGAUCUGAUUUACGAAGUUUACUUCUCUAGAAACUUUCGUUAUAACAUUUGAAGAUAUCUGAUUGAGGAAUGUGUCAUUAUGUCUGAGGUAAGUGAGAGCCCACAUCAGGAAGAUAAUCACUCAGAUAUAAAUGGUAAUUCUAGUGGGAUACAUUGGGAUGACCAGAUUCUAAAUGCUGCUUUGCCACCUUACAAACCAGUUCUACAAGAUGAUGAGCCUUUUAAGCCUCAGAAUUUCUAUACCUGUCCAAUUUGUCAUGACAGGUAUCUGCUGCAAUCCAGCUUGGAUUUCCACAUGAAGAGGCGAAGUUUGCAAAUAAAAUAUCAUUGUCAAAACUGCAAUCGUUUUAUCACUGAUUACAAUAGAUGCAGUUUUCUGAACCACCUACAACAACACUCAGACUCUGGAGGAUAUCUGACUGACAUCCUCCAUGUCACAGUGACGCCUCUUGCUGAAGACCAGCUUAGGACAGACCAACAGACAUUCGAAAACAAAGAUUAUACCCAAAACAUUUUUGUAAAACCCUCAUCUACUGCAACAGUUGGACUCAACAAAAAUGGUGCUCCAUCUGAGAUAACUACAAAUACAGCAGUUGCAGUGCAUACAGAGGAACAGGCUCAGCAAAGAACAACUGUAGAAGAGUCCCUUUACACAACUGCUAUGAGUAAUAUUAAAGUCUCCAAAAACCUAACAAUGCCAGAGGUGUGCAAGGAAUGUGGCAUGAAACUUCUUAUUGACUUAAGGAACCACUUACUGAGGCCAAACUGUUAUGUUGACCCUGGGUUAGAAUGUCAGCAAUGCAAAUUAAUUUUACCAUCAAUAUGUAGUCUUCGUGCUCAUAAGAGGUAUCAUCAGAAAUUGAGACCCCACACAUGCCCUGAGUGUGGACGUAUCUUCUCUCUUUGGGCAUCAUUCCUGGUUCACCUCAAUUAUUCAUGUUUUCAUUUGUCUCGGUGUAUUCGAUUCAGGUGCCCAAAGUGUGCAACACUUUUUUAUUCUGUUGAAUUGCUUGAAAUGCACUUCUUUUCUGAUCACAUCAAGACAGUGUUUAAAUGUGACUUAUGCCCCAUAGCAUGCUUUGAUACUAUUUCUGUUGAUCAACACAAGGCAAUUGCCCAUGUGAAAAAGGAUGUAAAGACUCUCCAAUUUCAGCAGUGCCAGAUAUGCCCAGAUCGCCUCACCCCAAAAGAACAAAUUGCUGGGCAUGUUUUGGAACAUACCCGCAGUAAAAAGUGCUUGGCAUUUGGGUUUGAGUGUACUGGAUGCAAAAACUUCUUCCAGCAGAAGGCUGUAUUUGGAGCACACCAGUGCAGUGGACCACCAGCGUGUGCAGAUCGUGCUCAGGGGACUAACUCACAAGGAGACAGUAUGAUAGCAUCUGACUGUAGUACUGACAAUGCAUGCAGAGAUGGGGGUAAAAAUACCUCUGUUAGCAGUACCACUGAUAAUAUGAACAGCAGUGAUAAUUCUGUUAGCACCAACAACCUAGAGACAUCUGUUGAUAAUAUUGAUGAUAAUAACUGGAAUAAUACUACUUCUACAAGUAGCCAAAGGUCUGAUAUGCCAAAGUGUCUUCCAAUAAAAAUUUUAACCCGGAGCUUCCCAGUGAAGAAGCUGUCGUCUCCAAAAACUAUACAACCGAAACCGGUUUCACAGGCUGAAAAACCACCUAUUAGACAGUACGGCAACAACAGACUCAGUAAUGUAACUGUGAAGACAAAUGGAAACAGAUUUAUUCCAACAAAACACAUUACACUCACGCAGGAUUUAAAAAAGAAUACUCUAAUAGCAAAUAUUUUGCCUGCACAAGCAACUGUGAGAAGCACAGAUGGAGGUGUAUUAAAAGUCCGUAGAGUUAUUCGUAAUUGUAGUUCAUGCAAAAGAGAAAUUGUGUUCCAUUCUCCUUCAUUGGAACAAUACUCCAUGCUUCCUUCCAAAUGUUACAACUGCUUAAAAAAACACAAUGCUCUCUCAGGUUCAGGAAGUAUUUUUACUUCAGGAACUAAAACAAUUGUGCACCUGCAGAAGGCAAAUAGCCCUAAUAAAACUUUAGCUGUUGUUUCUGCUCCAAAACUGAUGGCAACUCCAGUUUCAAGUACAGUUACAGCCACACAUCCCACAACAGUGAUACCUACUACCAGGCAAUUGAAACCUCUUGGCAGCAUAGUGACAGAAAAAUUGGAAGAAACUAAAGAAAGUGCUCGUUUUGCAUUUAAUGGCCCUCAUAGUAGUACUGAUUCCAAAGCUCCUCCUGGGCAGUUCAAGUGCCACAUUUGCAAAAAGCUAAUUAAUAUACAGUCCAGUGAUAUUCAGGAUCAUUUUAGCAAAGAGCACAAAAACAUAGAGAUCCAUAAACUUACUCCACUUCUGAAAAAAAUUAAUAUUGAACAUUCACAGAAAGGGAAAGAAGGGAAAGAGUUAGGUACUAUCAUCAAAAUGGAACCAGAAGACAGUGAAAGUCUUGAGCCUCCACUAAACACUUCCUCUGGAGAAAAAUCUGAAACUCCUGAACCACCUAAAAAGAAAAAGAAGUCAAAAUUAGGAUCCAAAGACAAACCACCUGCACCUGUUACACCCUUCAGUUCAGGAAAGCUUAUAUUCCCAGUUGUAAAAAAAGAAGACAAUAAGUAUGAAUGUUUCAAAUGUCAGUUUACCCACAUUGAUAAAGCUGAAUUUGAAUCGCACAUUGUCCUUCAUAAGACAGAUUCUAGUUCUUUCCAGUGCAUGGAAUGUGGAAUGUGUUUUAUUGUCCAACCAUCAUUUGAGAAGCACCUUUUAGUCUGCCAUGGCAUAAGAGAUGUUGAAAAAUAUGUAACUGAAAAUCUUAAUUGUAAACAAGACAGUUAUGACCCCUACAAUGGAUUCUCCCCAGUGACUGUAUCAUCAGAUGACGAAGCUGAUGAAAACAAAUGUAGUGUGUGCCAUGAUAGUUUUGAAACAUCGGAAGAAUUAGAUAAGCAUUUCCGUGUGCAUGGGAUGGCAUUUCUUCUCAAGAAACAACGAGAACUUAGACAAAUAAUAACAGCAUAAUGUGUGGACAUCCAUUGUUUGUGUAAAAGUUUUUCUCACAUUUCAUAGCAAUGUAUGUCAUUAAUAAAUGUUAUUUCAAUGUGUGCUAUUAGCUAAUAUGUCUAAAAGCAAAGUUUUAUAACAUGUUACUCAGAUUCAUCAAAUAACUGUUAAUUUCUUCGCUAUGUGAAGUUCUGUCUUAAAAUGAUGUAAAAAUCUUAUGCUCCCAUGGGGUAGGUUGCAAUUUUAUUUGCUUUAUCUUAUGUGACAUGUAGAAUAGUGCAAUUCAAUCAUUGCAGUACAAAAGUAUGUGUCAAAUGUUUGUUCCUUUUAUAGCUGUCAUAUCCCUUCUUUUCUUUUAAUUUCACUUUAAAAUAAGUUUUCUGUAACUGUAGUAAACUCAUUGCUGGACAACUAUUAUUUUUGUAUAAAACUUUCAUCAUUUGUUACAGUAGAGAUUU